AUGAAGACCACGACUGUUUUGUCCGCGCUCGCGGCUGCCGCUGCUGUGAACGCUACCCCAACUGCCACUCUCCCCCUCAAGGCCCGCCAGACGGAGCUUGAGCCCAUCACUGCCACCGGCAACGCCUUCUACAAGGGCAAGGAGAGAUUCUUCGUCCGUGGUAUCGACUACCAGCCAGGUGGUGCUGCCGCCAAUGUCGACCCUCUGGCCGAUCCCAAGGUCUGCAAGCCCGACAUCGAGAAGUUCAAGAAGCUCGGCAUCAACACCAUCCGUGUGUACUCGACCGACAACUCCAAGGACCACGAUGAGUGCAUGGAGGAGCUCGCCAAGGCCGGCAUCUACGUCGUCCUUGAUGCCAACAACCCCUUGUACUCUAUCAACCGUGACGACCCUCACACCUCGUACAACGCCAUCUACCUCCAGAGCGUCUUCGCCACCAUUGAUGCCUUUGCCAAGUACAGCAACACCAUGGCUUUCUUCUCUGGCAACGAGGUCAUCCACGACCACGCCAACACCACCCUCACUGCCCGCUACGUCAAGGCCACCGACCGUGACAUGCGCCGCUACAUCAAGGCUCGCAAGUACCGCAAGAUCCUGGUUGGAUACUCUGCCGCCGAUGUGACCGAGAACCGUCUCCAGACUGCUGACUACUUCAACUGCGGUACCGAUGAGGAGCGCAGCGACUUCUUCGCCUUUAACGAUUACUCUUGGUGCACUAGCAACUUCGUCGAGUCCGGCUGGGACCAGAAGGUCAAGAACUUCACCGGCUAUGGUCUUCCCAUCUUUCUGUCCGAGUACGGCUGCAACCACAACGUCCGUGACUUUGGAGAGCUCGAGUCCCUCAUGCACCCCAACAUGACCAGCGUCUACUCCGGUGGUCUCAUGUACGAGUACUCCGAGGAGCCCAACGAGUAUGGUAUCGUCAAGAUUGAGGGUGGCGACAAGGGCAACGGUUUCGACCAGACUGGCAAGCGCACUGAGAUGCAGCCCGAGUUCAACAACCUGGUCAAGGCCAUGAAGGCUUUCCCCGCCCCCAAGGGUCUUGCCGGCGCCAGCACCGAGAACAAGGCUUCCAAGUGCCCCGAGAACAACGACCACUGGAUCGUCAGCACCGUCCUUCCCGAGAUUCCCGAGGAGGCCCUUCAGUACUUCGAGAACGGUGCUGGCAAGGGCCCCGGCCUUAACGGCAAGGGCUCCCAGUGGGCUGGCCACGUCGCUUCCAAGAGCCCCGAGUUCCCCGAUGGAGAUGCCCAGGGCAGCACUGGCGGCUCUGGCUCCGAUGACAACGAGAACGCUGCUCCCCGCGGCGCUGCCUCGAUCCUCUUUGUCUCCGGCCUCGUUGCUCUCGUCGCCGGUGCCAUUUCCCUGUAA
Molecule: messenger RNA, 1371 nt
Organism: Podospora anserina S mat+
Lineage: Eukaryota; Fungi; Ascomycota; Sordariomycetes; Sordariales; Podosporaceae
Exons: 2
Coding region: 1-1371 (456 amino acids)
Biological process (GO): fungal-type cell wall (1->3)-beta-D-glucan biosynthetic process
Cellular component (GO): fungal-type cell wall; cytoplasm
Molecular function (GO): 1,3-beta-glucanosyltransferase activity
Source: RefSeq, a predicted model, not a curated record